GCAGAAAUCCGGAGCGCGGUCAGAAGCCAACUGGCGGUAGCGGCUGCAGAGAUUUGUGAAUGAACUUUGCUAAGUAUGGAUUCAGGUGGUGGAAGUCUUGGAUUGCACACAUCAGACUCUAGAAUGGCACAUACCAUGAUUAUGCAGGAUUUUGUGGCUGGAAUGGCUGGUACUGCGCAUAUCGAUGGAGACCAUAUUGUUGUUUCAGUUCCUGAGGCUGUAUUAGUUUCUGAUGUUGUCACAGAUGAUGGGAUAACUCUUGAUCAUGGCCUCGCAGCUGAAGUUGUCCAUGGGCCUGAUAUCAUCACCGAGACUGAUGUAGUAACAGAAGGUGUAAUUGUUCCUGAAGCCGUACUUGAGGCUGAUGUUGCUAUUGAAGAAGAUUUAGAGGAAGAUGACGGUGAUCACAUCUUGACGUCUGAGCUAAUUACAGAAACUGUUAGAGUACCUGAGCAGGUUUUUGUGGCUGACCUUGUUACUGGUCCUGAUGGACACUUAGAACAUGUGGUCCAAGAUUGUGUCUCAGGAGUUGACUCUCCCACAAUGGUAUCAGAGGAGGUUCUUGUAACUAAUUCAGAUACAGAAACUGUGAUUCAAGCAGCUGGCGGUGUUCCUGGUUCUACAGUUACUAUUAAAACUGAAGAUGAUGAUGAUGAUGAUGAUGAUGAUGAUGAUGAUGAUGAUGUCAAGAGCACUUCUGAAGACUACUUAAUGAUAUCUUUGGAUGAUGUUGGGGAAAAAUUAGAGCAUAUGGGGAACACACCAUUAAAAAUCAGCAGUGAUGGUUCACAAGAAGAUGUUAAAGAAGAUGGAUUUGGUUCAGAAGUAAUAAAAGUGUAUAUAUUUAAAGCUGAGGCUGAAGAUGACGUUGAAAUAGGUGGAACGGAAAUUGUCACAGAGAGUGAGUACACCAAUGGGCAUUCUGUAGCUGGAGUGCUUGACCAGAGCCGAAUGCAGCGGGAGAAGAUGGUUUACAUGGCAGUUAAAGAUUCUUCUCAAGAAGAAGAUGAUAUCAGAGAUGAAAGAAGAGUUUCUCGAAGGUAUGAAGAUUGUCAGUCAUCAGGAAAUACUUUGGACUCAACAUUAGAAAACAGAAGUAGUACAGCAGCACAAUACCUUCAAAUUUGUGAUAGCAUUAAUACAAAUAAAGUACUUAAACAAAAAGCUAAGAAGAGGAGAAGGGGAGAAAUGAGGCAGUGGCAAACAGCUGUUAUAAUAGGUCCUGAUGGACAGCCCCUGACAGUAUACCCUUGCCAUAUUUGCACGAAAAAGUUUAAAUCCAGGGGAUUCUUGAAAAGACACAUGAAGAAUCAUCCUGAUCAUUUGAUGAGAAAAAAAUAUCAGUGUACAGAUUGUGACUUUACAACUAACAAGAAAGUGAGUUUCCAUAACCACUUAGAAAGCCAUAAGCUUAUAAACAAAGUUGACAAAACCCAUGAAUUUACGGAAUACACACGAAGAUACAGAGAGGCUAGUCCAUUGAGUUCAAAUAAACUUAUAUUAAGAGACAAGGAGCCGAAGAUGCACAAGUGCAAAUACUGCGACUAUGAAACUGCAGAACAAGGACUGUUAAACCGACAUUUACUGGCUGUUCACAGCAAGAAUUUUCCUCAUGUUUGUGUUGAGUGUGGGAAGGGCUUUCGACAUCCUUCUGAACUCAAGAAGCAUAUGAGAACCCAUACUGGUGAGAAGCCAUAUCAAUGUCAGUAUUGUGUCUUCAGGUGUGCAGAUCAAUCAAAUUUGAAAACUCACAUUAAGUCUAAGCAUGGUAACAAUUUGCCAUAUAAAUGUGAGCAUUGUCCCCAAGCAUUUGGUGAUGAGAGGGAACUUCAACGCCAUCUGGAUUUGUUUCAAGGACAUAAGACACACCAGUGUCCUCAUUGUGACCAUAAGAGCACCAACUCAAGUGACCUUAAGCGGCACAUCAUAUCUGUCCACACUAAGGAUUUUCCUCACAAAUGUGAGGUCUGUGAUAAAGGUUUCCAUCGUCCUUCUGAGCUCAAAAAGCAUAGUGAUAUCCAUAAGGGUAGGAAGAUUCAUCAGUGUAGGCACUGUGACUUUAAAACAUCAGAUCCAUUUAUUCUUAGUGGUCAUAUCCUUUCAGUUCAUACUAAGGAUCAGUCACUGAAGUGUAAAAGGUGCAAAAGAGGGUUCAGACAACAAAAUGAGCUCAAAAAGCAUAUGAAGACUCACACUGGAAGGAAGAUUUACCAAUGUGAGUAUUGUGAAUACAGCACUACAGAUGCAUCUGGCUUUAAACGACAUGUGAUAUCAAUACAUACAAAAGACUAUCCACACAGGUGUGAAUUCUGCAAGAAGGGAUUCCGAAGACCAUCAGAAAAAAAUCAGCAUAUUAUGAGGCACCACAAGGAGGCUCUUAUGUAAUAAGAUCAAUAUAAAGAAAGAAGCUAUUUAGAAAAUAUGACAUGCUACAUGGAAAGAUAAUUUCAUGAACUGUUUCACCUGGUUACAAAGCUUGAUAUUAAAUCAUAAAUUUACAUUCUUUUUACUAAAGAUCUUAAGAUAUUUGAAUUGAGAGGGGAUCUCAUAGCCCUUUGAAAUUAAAGAAUUUAAGGAGCACCAUAGAAUGGUUGCAGAAAACCUUAUUGUCUAUUUAAUAGUAUUAUAAGCAUAAUUCAGCUACAGGGGGCAAGAGCAAAGACAACCACUUUAUUUGACUGAUCAUACUAGAGACAGAUGUUUCUGAAAAGAUCAUAUCUAAUUGAGGAGUUUAGCAAUGCUUUGCUAUCGCAAGCGUCACUUUUAUGCCGUUUUAGAAAUGGAGUGGGGAAAUAAAAUGCAGUCAUCCAUUAGUCACUUAGUCAUUGAGCCUUUAUAUGGUACCUGGAAAUUGAAUUCCAGAAAUGGCAAAAGUUUUGUGUAUUCAUCAAAAGAAAUUUCACUGGAAAACAGGUUAGAUUAAUUCAAUACUAUUUAAAAGAAUUUCAGAGCUGCUAAGAUUUUAACACAGGAUAGGAUGUUUAAAAUACAGCAUUCUGUACUGAAGUCUAAAGAUUAAAGUUCCCCUUUUUCUGAUGUUCAAGUUGAUGUUCAGUGUGGCAUAUAUGACAAGUAUAUUUGAGUCAAAUGUGGCUUUCUAAAAUGGAUGCAACAGUAAUGUUGCAAAGUUAGCACUAUAUUUCUUAAUGAUCUAAAGAUUACAUUGAGAGAACACAGUUUUCUUAAACAUUAUGUUUAGAGGUUUUUUUAGGACAGUCAUAGCAAGUAUGAUUGUUCUAGUCUUACUUGCUCUAAUGUUUAAAGGUGCAAUUUUAUGCCAUUAUUGAAAAUUUUGAUUUUUAAAAUCUAUAUACCAUAUUAUUAACAUGAAUUUUCAAUAUGAGGCAGUAUUUAUGCGGUAUUUAACAAAACACUAUGCUGCCAAUAGAACUUGGAGGUGGAUAUUCAGUUUACAGUGUAUAAAUUUAAAAUAUGCAUCCCUUUAACAAUGCUUCAUGUUAGCAUGCUGCAAAUCAACAUGGCGCUUAAAAUAAAAAGCAGGUUUAGGGAAAUUUAAUGAAAAUCCUGUUCAUAAAUGUAAUGCAUAUGAUGUGUAUUUUUAAGUUUUAGUUGCUUCAUGUUUACACUCAUCUGUUAAACAUAACUAAAAUGUAAUUUUACUUCAUGCUAUAUUGUGGCUUUGUGUUUUAAAUAAUGUUCACCUUUCUGUUUUUGCACCAGAUAGGAAUCAGUUCCUUGAGAAUAAAUUUUUUAUCUUUCUUAACUUCAGAAUAUUAAAUUUGGAAAUCUAAAAUUGUGUGUCAUGUGAUUGUAAAUGAUGUACACGCUGUAAAAUAAGAUUGUCACUGUUA
Molecule: messenger RNA, 3812 nt
Organism: Lagenorhynchus albirostris (white-beaked dolphin)
Lineage: Eukaryota; Metazoa; Chordata; Mammalia; Artiodactyla; Delphinidae
Gene: ZNF711
Product: zinc finger protein 711
Exons: 8
Coding region: 76-2385 (769 amino acids)
Biological process (GO): regulation of transcription by RNA polymerase II
Cellular component (GO): nucleus
Molecular function (GO): RNA polymerase II transcription regulatory region sequence-specific DNA binding; DNA-binding transcription factor activity, RNA polymerase II-specific; metal ion binding
Source: RefSeq, a predicted model, not a curated record